This is a messenger RNA of Fonsecaea erecta, 738 nucleotides long. RefSeq lists its product as hypothetical. Gene Ontology annotation, cellular component: nucleus. Gene Ontology annotation, biological process: DNA replication-dependent chromatin assembly. NCBI's taxonomy places the organism in Eukaryota, Fungi, Ascomycota, Eurotiomycetes, Chaetothyriales, Herpotrichiellaceae. The record is from RefSeq and is a predicted model, not a curated record. Gene Ontology annotation, molecular function: histone binding. The transcript is spliced from 4 exons. The coding region runs from base 1 to 738 and encodes 245 amino acids.
AUGUCGGUGGUUUCUCUGCUCGAUGUCAAGGUUCUGAACAAUCAUACCCCAUUCACGGCAGCCAACGAAUUCGAAAUCACAUUCGAAUGCCUUGUGCAACUCCGUGAAGGUCUGGAGUGGAAACUCACCUACGUUGGCUCUGCCACGUCGGCAGAACACGACCAAGAGCUUGACUCUCUCCUCGUCGGACCGAUCCCUAUCGAUCCAACCCUCCCAACCUAUCCCGCUUGCCUCCAUCCCUACGUCCUUGGACUUGCGCACCUGCGCUUCAUGGCCACCCGGAUCGGCCACCUGAUGCAACGGCACCUCAAGCAGCCCGAUCACCAAGACAUCGUGCUCAAGCUGCAGAUCCUGCGGUACAUAAACCCCCUGGUGGAGAUCCACAAGUAUGUCUCGCACCUGUCGUGUCAACAAUGCAUCGCGCCGCCGGAGCAGUGGCCCCCUGGGACCACGUCGGAAUCGGCCCUGUCGACCGCGUUCAAGAGGAAGCUGAUGGCGCAAUAUUUCCCAACACACACGGCCAGCACCUUCAACAAGACGCUGCUCACGGCCACCAUCCUCGCGCUGAUGUUGCACAUCCCCCCUCCAACCUUCAUGCCGUCAUUGGUCGGACUCGAACAUGGGCGCUGGACUGGGCAUUGGAAGGCAUCCGUGUGGAUUUGCUCGCACCUUGACUUACGGGAUCUGGCAUGCAGCGAGCAGCCUUUGACCAGUUCCCAGAUGUCGCACGGAGACUAG